This is a messenger RNA of Dipodomys ordii (Ord's kangaroo rat), 1994 nucleotides long. RefSeq names its product heat shock transcription factor family member 5 (gene Hsf5). Gene Ontology annotation, biological process: regulation of DNA-templated transcription. Lineage: Eukaryota; Metazoa; Chordata; Mammalia; Rodentia; Heteromyidae. The record is from RefSeq and is a predicted model, not a curated record. Gene Ontology annotation, molecular function: DNA-binding transcription factor activity; sequence-specific DNA binding.
CGGGCACUGGCAGGAGGGGGCAGGGCGAAGCGAAGCGAAGGCCCCGGGGGAUCGAGAACGGUGGGAGAGAGCCAGGCUCGGCGGGGCGAGGCCCAGGCCCGGGCGGGGCGAUGGAGGAGGCGCUGCUCUCUACUCCCAUCAACCCCAACAACUUCCCCGCCAAGCUGUGGCGGCUGGUGAACAGCCCCCGCUACCGCUCGAUCCGCUGGGACGGCCGCGGCGAGGGGCUGCUCAUCGACCAGCCGCUCUUUGAGGCCGAACUGCUCAGCCCGCCGGGGCCGGGAGCCGGAGGCGGCGGUGGUGCCGCUGCCGGAGGGGCCAGCGUCGGGGGUGCUGGCGGUGGUGGUCUGGGGGCCACUGCGGCCGAACCCGAGCUCUUCAAAACCACCAACUUCACCAGCUUCAUCCGCCAACUCAACCUAUACGGCUUCCGCAAGGUGGUGCUGGGCGGGCCGGGCGCGGCGGGGCCCGGGGCCGGCGGCCCAGCGGGCGACGGGCCGCUGCACCAUUUCCACAGCCCGCACUUCCGCCGCGACCAGCCGCAGCUGCUCGUGCACCUCAAGCGGCUCACCAGUGCCAACAAGGCCAAGCUGGCGGCCGGCCUGGAGGUGCCCUGCCGCCCGCCCAACCGCUUCCAGCGGCUCCUCAUCACGUCCGCCUCCGCCUCGGCCUCCGCCUCGGCCUCCACCUCCCCACUGCAGCACCAGGACCCACCGCUGCCACCCGCAGGGUCCCGGCCCGAGCCGCACGGACCAGUGGCUGUAGGACAAUUUCACCGGUCAUUCCGGCGAGAUAGUUUGUCUCCUUAUUCCUACGUAUCAACUUCAUCCCACAACCACAGCACUUUCCCUCUGAAAGGUUUAGACCGGACCCCGAUUCCUCCUAGAACAUGGCAGAACUCCCUCGGAAUGCACCCUGGACAAGUGGAGACAUCUCCUAGUUUUUCAGAUAAAGGGGUUCCAUUUCCUGUACUGCAGAGAUUUCCAACCGAGGUUACCUAUACGUUGCAACCUAAUGCCACAUCUGUGCAUGUUCAACAAGGUACUCAAACAAUGGUCAGCUCCUCCCAAAAGUAUGGUAACUACACACCCUCAGCACAGUACUCCCAAGCCUACUAUCCAACAGCUGUGCUACAGUGCUGCUCUCCUUCUACCCACAUGGAUGCUUUAAGUAGUUGUGUUACUCCCACUGCCUCUUCCUAUGCACACUGCAACUACUUCCAGAAUCCUCCAAUGCAGUCUUCUUAUCCAGUUGAAUUUCUGCCUUCUAACUGGCCUUGCAGUGCUACUGAUGAAAAUAAAAAGACAGAAGUAAACCUAGAAGCUGUCUUUCAGAUAGUAGAUGAGUUGCAUUCCUCCCCUAAAUUAGAGAUGGUAAAGGUGGAGCCUGUUGAGAAUCAGUGCUCAACGUCUCAGUCUAACAGAAGCCAACAUAUCCUAGCUAAUUCAAACAAUACCAAUUCAUCUUCCACAAGUCAGGCUAGCCAACUGGAGCCACUUACUCCCGUAGGCUCAGAUAUUACAUCUUUUGUGGUCGGAACAGAACAAGCCAUUACCUGCUCUUUACCACAGUCACCUGAGUACAUCUAUACCAUCCACACACCUCAGCCUGUGGAAAAUAGCACUAUGCAGGAUUCUGCAGCUGUGCAACAAGCUCAUGUGAAACUGAAGGAGCAGCUAAGCCAUAAUCCAUCUCCAUCUUCUGUAGUAUUUGUGCAGGAAGGACUUCCAUUCAGCACACACCAGGUGGAUGCCAGUGUAAAAUGCCAGACCAAUCCAUCUGAGAAUAUCUUGCCUUCAGAACAGAUGGGAUUCCUCAUUUCAGAAAUGGGGCCUACUAGCAAGCCUAGUAAAGACACAGGUUUAUCUACUCCAGCCAGAUACAGAGAGCGAAGAAGCAACUCACAACAAGGAAAGUCUCCUGAUCUUCAUCUGCUGGUGGACGUGGCCUGCAAACAGGAGCACUUUCCAAAGGAGGAAGAAUUAAAAGAGUGA